UUCAUCCACAGUUGUAAAGAUUUUGGAAGAAGAACCUUGUAUUUGCGCGUGGGGUUGAAACAUUGGACUAUAAAAAACAGAGUUCCAUGACCAAUUCUAGUCUCCGACACUCUCUACAACUAUAGUAGAAGAAUCCAAGUGUUCCCACUUCUUCUUCAACUACUUUCUCAUUCACACUUCUUCACCUUAACUAAAUUCAUUUAAAUUCCCUUCUCUCUCACUCAACAAAUUCUUAAACCUUUCCUUCAAAAGUCAAAGAAAAAACCAAUCACCGCUAAUGAGUUGAACAUGGGUUUUCUCCGGCGACUCUUUGGCGCCAAAAAACCGAUCCCUCCCUCUGACGGGUCGGGUAAAAAAUCUGAUAAAGACAACAAGAGAAGAUGGAGCUUUGGCAAACAAAGCAGUAAAACAAAGUCACUCCCACAACCGCCACCCUCCGCCUUCAACCAAUUUGAUUCCUCCACUCCCUUAGAACGCAACAAACAUGCAAUCGCCGUUGCUGCGGCAACAGCAGCAGUCGCGGAGGCAGCUCUGGCCGCUGCACAUGCUGCGGCGGAGGUGGUCAGACUCACAAGCAGCGGCGUGGCGGGAAGUAGUAACAAAACGCGUGGUCAGUUACGGUUGCCGGAGGAGACCGCCGCCGUUAAAAUACAGUCGGCUUUUCGUGGCUAUUUGGCAAGGAGAGCGUUGAGAGCACUUAAAGCAUUGGUGAAGUUGCAAGCACUGGUUCGAGGCCACAUUGUGAGAAAGAAAACUGCAGAUAUGCUCAGGCGUAUGCAAACAUUGGUGCGACUACAGACAAAGGCACGUGCAAGUCGUGCGCACUUGUCAUCAGAUAAUCUGCAUUCUUUUAAGUCUUCACUUUCUCAUUACCCUGUCCCUGAAGAAUAUGAGCAACCACAUCAUGUCUAUAGUACAAAAUUCGGUGGAUCUUCCAUCCUCAAGAGGUGCAGUUCCAAUUCAAAUUUUAGGAAGAUUGAGUCGGAGAAACCACGGUUUGGCUCCAAUUGGUUAGACCAUUGGAUGCAAGAGAACUCCAUUAGCCAAACAAAAAACGCAUCAUCGAAGAAUAGACACCCUGAUGAACAUAAAAGUGAUAAGAUUCUCGAAGUAGAUACUUGGAAGCCACAGUUGAAUAAAAAUGAGAAUAAUGUGAAUUCUAUGUCAAAUGAAUCUCCAUCAAAACAUUCAACAAAAGCUCAAAAUCAAAGUCUCUCAGUGAAGUUUCACAAAGCAAAAGAAGAAGUAGCAGCAUCGCGCACUGCUGAUAAUAGUCCACAAACAUUUUCUGCUUCUUCAAGAAAUGGAAGUGGUGUAAGAAGAAAUACCCCCUUUACACCUACAAGAAGUGAGUGUUCAUGGAGUUUCUUAGGUGGUUACUCUGGUUACCCUAAUUACAUGGCAAACACUGAAUCUUCUAGAGCUAAGGUUAGAUCACAAAGUGCACCAAGACAAAGGCAUGAGUUUGAGGAAUACAGUUCUACUAGAAGGCCUUUUCAAGGUCUUUGGGAUGUAGGGUCUACUAAUUCAGACAAUGAUUCUGAUUCAAGGAGCAACAAAGUCUCACCUGCUUUGAGUCGUUUUAAUAGAAUUGGAAGUAGCAAUUUAAGGUGACACAUUGCUUGUCUUAUGCUUGUGUAUGAAGACAUUUUAAUUACCACUUUUUCCACAAAAUAGAAAAAAGAAACAUGUUUCCAUUUUUUUUUUUAUUUUUUUGGUGUGUGGCAGCUUUUUAAAAUGUAAUUACUAGUAGUAACAUUUUGACCUGUACUUUUGUAGUGUAUUCUAUUAUCUAUUGUUCACACGAUCAAAAGUUACUUUGUUGACUUGAUGUUACAAGUAUGAUGAUUUGUAAAUCAUGAAUUGGUUUGACUAUUUUGCUUA
This is a messenger RNA of Medicago truncatula (barrel medic), 1884 nucleotides long. Its product is annotated as protein IQ-DOMAIN 1. NCBI's taxonomy places the organism in Eukaryota, Viridiplantae, Streptophyta, Magnoliopsida, Fabales, Fabaceae. Gene Ontology annotation, molecular function: protein binding. The record is from RefSeq and is a predicted model, not a curated record. Bases 289 to 1614 code for a protein of 441 amino acids. The transcript is spliced from 4 exons.